AUGGAAAGUUUAACAGUGUUGUUGCGUCAUUCUGGCAAGUGGAACGAUGAGGGCAAUUACAUCGAUUUUUCAAUUAAGGGAAUACCGAUAAAGGAGUAUGCCUCCUUUAAUGAUCUAGUUGCUCCAAUUUCUAAUCAACUGGGUAUAGAUUUGAGUUCAAAGUCCAUUAAAAUUCAAUACAAAGUAGAAGGAAAUUGCACGCCAAUGAAAAUACACAAUGAUAUGUGUUACAGAGUGUAUGUAGAAUUGAAAAAAGAGAACAGAGAAUUUGGUAUGUAUCCUUUGUGCAUAACAACUAUAGAAAAAGAACUUGUAUCCGGAUGUAGUUUAAAUCAAGACGACAUUGUGCAAAUAGACGAAGUUGUUCAAAGGUACGAUUCCGAUACAGAUGAUACACUGGCUCUAGAUUUUGUCAAUUCAGGAGAAGCGAUUGGAGUGUUCGAACUCCACAAAGAUUUGAUAAUUUCAAAAACUAAUCAAAGGGAGGUUAUGGCUGGACAAGUGUAUAAGGAUAAGGCUACAUUGAAAGAGGUGAUGGAGAAUUAUGCUAUAGCUCAAAGGUUUCAAUUCCAUGUUGAUAGGUCUAAUGCUGUCAGGUUGCAAGAUUGUGAAUGGAGGUUUAAGGUUUCAAGCAUUAACAAAUCAGAACUAUUCAAAGUGAGAGAAUUCAUUGAUAACCAUACAUGUCCGCUGAAGGACAAGGUGUAUGAGCAGCGGCAUGCAAGUAACAGCCUUAUAGGUGGUAUGAUAAGGCCUAAGCUUACUAAUCAUAAGAGAAAAUACCCCUCAAAGGAUAUUAUUGAUGAUGUGAAAUCAGAUUUAGGUGUAGAUGUUAGCUACAUGUUGGCAUGGAGGGCUAAAGAAAAGGCAAUGAAUUUUUUGAGAAGUGAACCGGCUGAUUCAUACAAAAAAUUACCAGGAUACUUAUAUACAAUGGAUAUGACAUAUCCAGGUUCUCACAUCAGAAUGGUAAAAUCGCCAAAAAAUGAAUUCAUGUACGUGUAUAUAUCUUUGUAUGCCUUUAUAAAGGGGUUUGAUCAUUGUAGACCCAUUGUUGUUGUGAAUGGAAGUCACCUAAAAUCUUACUACACCGGGACAUUUGUUUCGACAAGCACGUUGGAUGGUGCAGGUCAUAUAUUGCCACUAGCAUAUGUUGUUAUUGAUUCAGAGAACGAUAUUGCUUGGACGUGGUUCUUUGAAGUGUAUCCAGAUGUACCGUAUUUUGCUUGUAUAUGGAAUCUAUGGAACAACAUAUAUAAGAAAUUCAAAAAGAGCCAUGCCAAGUUGAGCGAGAUAUACUUCUCGAUGAAAAAAGCAUACACACAAGUUGAAUUUGACAGUAUGAUGAAGAAGGUGGAGAAGGUAGAUAUUAGGGUGAAAGAAUACUUAGAGUUAGUUGGAUACGAAAAGUGGGCUAGGUUGUAUGCACCUGUUAACAGGGGAUGGACAAUGACGUCAAAUAUUGCCGAGUCAAUCAAUGCUGCACUAGUUUCAGCAAGGGAAUUGCCAAUAUACGACUUCCUCGAAUAA
This is a messenger RNA of Nicotiana tabacum (common tobacco), 1530 nucleotides long. The record is from RefSeq and is a predicted model, not a curated record. Lineage: Eukaryota; Viridiplantae; Streptophyta; Magnoliopsida; Solanales; Solanaceae.